Molecule: messenger RNA, 1278 nt
Organism: Passer domesticus (house sparrow)
Lineage: Eukaryota; Metazoa; Chordata; Aves; Passeriformes; Passeridae
Product: olfactory receptor 14A16-like
Exons: 1
Coding region: 1-933 (310 amino acids)
Biological process (GO): G protein-coupled receptor signaling pathway
Cellular component (GO): membrane
Molecular function (GO): G protein-coupled receptor activity; odorant binding; olfactory receptor activity
Source: RefSeq, a predicted model, not a curated record
AUGUCCAACAGCAGCUCCAUCAGCCACUUCCUCCUGCUGGCAUUGGCAGACACGCGGCAGCUGCAGCUCCUGCACUUCUGCCUCUUGCUGGGCAUCUCCCUGGCUGCCCUCCUGGGCAAUGGCCUCAUCAUCAGCGCCGUAGCCUGCGGCCACCACCUGCACACGCCCAUGUUCUUCUUCCUGCUCAACCUGGCCCUCAGCGACCUGGGCUCCAUCUGCACCACUGUCCCCAAAGCCAUGCACAAUUCCCUCUGGAACACCACCACCAUCUCCUACACAGGAUGUGCUGCACAGCUCUUUUCAUUUCUGUUCUUCAUCUCAGCAGAGUAUUUCCUCCUGACCAUCAUGUGCUACGACCGCUACGUGUCCAUCUGCAAACCCCUGCACUACGGGACCCUCCUGGGCAGCAGAGCUUGUGCCCACAUGGCAGCAGCUGCCUGGGCCAGUGCCUUUCUCUAUUCACUGCUGCACACAGCCAAUACAUUUUCCCUGCCCCUGUGCCAUGGCAAUGUCCUGGGCCAGUUCUUCUGUGAAAUUCCACACAUUCUCAAGCUCUCCUGCUCACACUCAAACCUCAGGGAUCUGGGGCUUCUUCUCAUAAGUUUUUUUUUAGGUUUUGGCUGUUUUGUGUUCAUUGUUUUCUCCUAUGUGCAGAUCUUCAGGGCUGUGCUGAGGAUCUCCUCUGAGCAGGGACAGCACAAAGCCUUUUCCACUUGCCUCCCUCACCUGUCUGUGGUCUCUUUGUUUGUCAGCAGUGGCACAUUUGCCUACCUGAAGCCCCCCUCCAUCUCCUCCCCAUCCCUGGAUCUGGCCCUCUCAGUUCUGUACUCGGUGGUGCCUCCAGCCCUGAACCCCCUCAUCUACAGUCUGAGGAACCAGGAGCUCAAGGAUAUCUUGAGGAAUCUGAUUACUGGAUUUUUUCGGAAACACUAACUGCUUGUUUUGUCCUCCAUAGUCUAAAGAGAAAGGCAUUGCAGGUCCAGCCUCUCCUUUAAAAUACUUCAUAGUGGUUGUGUGCAUGUGGGGGAUUUCCUUUUCUAUUUUGUGAUAAUUUUGUGCACAAUGAAAUUUGGUUAUUCAUCCCAUUUCUACCUCCCUUCUUACACCCUGAAUUUUGCCCACAGACUGUAUAAAUGUGGAAUCACCUCCUCUGUGCACUUUAGCAAAAUAAAGGAUCCUUCAUGUAUUUGUUUUCCAAAAAUCCUUCCUUUGAAACCUCAUCUCAAUCUGGUAGGGCAGUGCCUGUGUGCAGAGAGAGAGAGAAACAGAGUCCCAGCA